UUUCGUAGCGCUAACACCUGUGUUGUGACAUUUCAAAAUGGCCGCCGAAACUUACGGACAUCGUCUCUUGUACACGGAAAAGGACAUUUUCCCCACUGACGUCAUGUUGGAGUACUCAACUGAAGAAUGUUAUCUGUCAUGGCCGAGGUCGCCUGACUCUGGCAGAUCCAGUUUGGAGCCUACUCCGUCUAUGGAUGGAAGCCACCAAGAAUCGCCGACCCAUAUUGCUUAUAGAGGAUUACCGAAUGAUUUAGUUCUAGAAGACAGUUCAGAAGACGUGGAAUUAGAGGGCUCUGGUAAGAGGAGAGGCAGAUCCACCAGUGCAGCAGUAUUAAAAAGGAGACGCUUAGCAGCAAACGCCAGAGAAAGAAGAAGGAUGCAGAAUUUAAAUAAAGCUUUCGACAGACUCCGUGGACACUUACCUUCGCUUGGAGCUGACCGCCAACUGUCCAAAUACGAAACUCUUCAAAUGGCUCAAACGUACAUAGCAGCUUUAUACGAACUUUUACAAUAAUCCGGUACGUUUAGUGUUCAAUAAUAUAAUUGUCCUGCUAUAAUUUAGUAGGAUAUGUAAAAUGUGACGAUUAUUUAUUAAAUUCUCUCAAGUUUAGUGUUAUUGCGAGAUUCGAUGUUGAAACUAAAAGAAAUAUUGCCAAAUUUUUAUCUGUUAGUAUUUAGUUACAGGGAUAUUUAUUAUCUAUAGUAGGUAUUAACUAAUUAAGUACCAUAAUACUCGUUACCAUUUUGGGGUUAAUCUUAUUAAAUCCGUUUUGCCUUGUUUAUAUGAAAUUGUAAUGGCGAUUAAAAUCUGAUUAGGGAUUUCGUAGAAAAGUUUACGCUUACGUUUUUUUACUUGUAAUCGGUUUAAUAAUAGGUCUUAAAGGUAUUAGUGAAUGUAAUCCGUCCUACCGAUUUAUUUAUUGAGUGAUUAGUGAUAUUAUUUCUUAUUGUGUUUAGUUAGACAAAAUAAAUUGUGAUUUUAUCUAUCGUUUACAUUAUACUACCUUUUGUAUUAUAUCUCAGUAUUAUAGUAAAAUAAUAGAUUUGAAUAACAUCUUGCCAGUGAAAGUAUUAUAAUUUGUAAAUUUACAUUCCACGAGAAUUAUUAUUAUUAUUAGUGUAAUUAUUGUAAAUUUAAGCGAUUAUUAGAUAGUAGAUUGUUUAUAGUAUUAUGAUGUUUUGUAAAUAAAAUAGUCUGUUUUGGUAAAAGAA
Molecule: messenger RNA, 1212 nt
Organism: Bicyclus anynana (squinting bush brown)
Lineage: Eukaryota; Metazoa; Arthropoda; Insecta; Lepidoptera; Nymphalidae
Product: protein atonal-like
Exons: 1
Coding region: 38-514 (158 amino acids)
Molecular function (GO): protein dimerization activity
Source: RefSeq, a predicted model, not a curated record